Messenger RNA from Haliotis rufescens (red abalone), 4878 nucleotides. RefSeq names its product ecto-NOX disulfide-thiol exchanger 2-like. Lineage: Eukaryota; Metazoa; Mollusca; Gastropoda; Lepetellida; Haliotidae. Gene Ontology annotation, molecular function: RNA binding; protein-disulfide reductase activity. Gene Ontology annotation, cellular component: external side of plasma membrane; plasma membrane. Gene Ontology annotation, biological process: ultradian rhythm. The transcript is spliced from 13 exons. The coding region runs from base 167 to 2344 and encodes 725 amino acids. The record is from RefSeq and is a predicted model, not a curated record.
GGAAGUUUAUUGUCGGACAUUAUUUUUCGGAGAGAAGACGCUUCACCUUUUCUGUAGAAUGACCAAGCGUAGCGUUUGAUUUGUUAUCGUGAUUUGCGACAGAAAUCUUGUAUGAUCGCAAAAUUAAAGGAAAGGCACGAACAAUAAACAUAGCAGAGUAUUAACGAUGUCACAACCAUCGCAAUUCAUCCAAGGGAUGAUGGGACCAGUGAAUAUGGCCAACAUGAAUUCCUAUGGGAAUAUGACCUCAGUGGGAGGAGGAAAUAGACUUGACCCAGCAAACAACAACAUGCCAUUGAGCUUCAACACAGGGAAGAAUAAACCACCAAUGGCCAGAAGCAGUAAUGAGUAUGGGGAAUCAAGUCGGCAAGUUAUCCCUGACGAAUCCCCCUCCAGCACAACAGAGGGCAUGAUGCAACAGCAGCAGCAGCAGCAGCAGCAGGGGAACAUGUUGCAAGGCGGCAGUGACAUGUACAACAUGGGAUACGGAGGACACAUGGGAUACGGUGGAGAUCCCUCUAUGAUGAUGAUCGGCUCUAUGAUGAACCAGUACGGCAUGAACAUGAUGGGCCAAAUGGGCCCCAUGCCAAGUUACGCAGAGAGAGAAGUGAUCACACUCAAGAGCUGUGUGCUGUACCCCCCUCCCCCAGGUGCCCCUCCUCGGAGUGUGCGAGAGCGUCCACCCGGUUGCCGCACAGCUUUCAUUGGCGGACUCCCUGAGAACACAACUGAAGAAAUCCUGCAGGAAGUGUUUGAGAAGUGUGGCAACAUCGUCAGCGUGCGACUCAGCAAGAAGAACUUCUCCCAUAUCAGAUUCGAGUUUCAUGACAGUGUUGAGAGGGCUCUCUUCAUCUCAGGUUAUCGAAUGAAGAUCGACAACGAGGACGACAAGGCCAACACCGGCCGGAUCCACGUGGACUACGCACUGGCCCGAGACGACCAGUACGAGUGGGAGUGUCAGCAGCGUGCUCUGGCCAGGGAGAUGCGGCACCAGCAGCGCAUCGAGGAGGAUCUCAUGAGGCCACCCAGUCCUCCCCCUCCCAUCGUCUUCUCCGAACACGAGGCUAUGUCCCUCACUGAAAAACUGAAAAGUGAUGACGAUUUCAUGAAUGCGGCUGAGAUUCUGAUUUCGUGGAUGGAGAAGGGAGACUGCAAUCGCCGCACCAACGCAUCCUUCUACAGCAUGAUCCAGUGCAUCAACUCCCACGUGCGUCGACUGCUGAUGGAGAAGCAGCAGAACGAGGAGGAGGUGCAGCGUGUCAAGCAGCAGUCAAUGUUCCGCUUCCAGGACAUCAUCAGACAAUUUGAUCAGAUAGUGCGGGUAUUUAGCACUGCCACCAAACAGCGAGCAUGGGAUCACUUCACCAAGGCUCAACGCAAGAACAUUGACGUCUGGUGCAAGCAAGCAGAGGAGAUCCGAUCUGUCCAACAGGAAGAGUUUCUCAGUGACAGACAGGAGGACGAGAUGGAGAUGUCAGACGAGGAUGGUGAUGGACCGUCCAAGAAGAGGAAGACCGACACAUCCCUGCAGGUUGUGGGUGCAGGUUGUAUUCCAGGAGACAGCAGCAACAUUGUGAACACUCUGAAGGAUGAGAACGACACGCUGAAGUGUCAGAUGGAGGCCUACAAGAACGAGGUGGACCUCAUCAAGCAGGAGUCCCUCAACUCACUCGACGAGAAGGACAAACAGAUCCGAGCUCUGCAGAACGCUCUGCAGGGGAUGCAACAGCAACUGAUCAGCUCCCAGCAACAAAUGAAGAAGUCGGAGCAGCUGUACAAGGAGAAGGAGAGGCAGCUGGAGGUGGAGCGAGCCCGCAACAAGUCUGCCCCCGUCGCGGACAAGACGGGGGACAAGUCGGGGGACAAGUCGGAGGACACGUCAGGGGACCAGUCAGAGGACAAGGAGGGCACAGAGAAGGCAGCAGAGGACAAGGAGUCACAGCCUGCUGAGGAGAACAGCAAGGACAAAGCUCCCACCUUUGAUGUGAUCGAGAUCCCCGAGAUCCCAUCUAUUCCAGGCCUCAGCAGCAGCAUCGAGUCCACCGUCAGCAGCUCCGCCAUCAACCUCUCCGGCAAGGAGGCUAAGAUACUAGGUCUCAUCACCUGCUUCCUCCAUGUCCAUCCGUUCGGGGCAUCCGUGGACUACUUGUGGUCCUACCUCAACCAGAUGAUCUCGUGCCGCCCCCGGGAGAUCGAGGACCUGGUGGAACGCCUGCCCAUGCUGUUCAAACAAGAGCUGCAGGGGGUGGGGGCUCGGCUGGAGCGGAGGUGGGUUUUCACUGGCUACUCCAGCAGCCCAAACACAGACGCCAGCAGUUCCUUCUGGACGGGUCGCAACAAGUAAUUGUGUGGAAACAUUUCUUCUUUGUCUCAUCAGUCGAGGGACAGAAUUUAACGCCAACCAAAGAACCUGACAGUUUGUCAGCUGUUUAAUGUACCUGUAAAUUUUCUAGAUAGGUCGGAGCAUUAUUGUGGCCUGAGGUUCCUCGGGAGUUGUCUCCCUUGUCAGUGUCAGGAUUCGCUGGUAUGGGUUCAAUUACUAGAUUUACCGUGCUUAUGGUCCAUAGUCAGGCUGCAACACAGAUGCCGCCUGGAUAUCUGACCACCCCUAAUCAAGAGUUGUCUCCCUUGUCAGUGUCAGGAUUCGCUGGUAUGGGUUCAAUUACUAGAUUUACCGUGCUUAUGGUCCAUGGUCAGGCUACAACACAGAUGCCGCCUGGAUAUCUGACCACCCCUAAUCAAGAGUUGUCUCCCUUGUCAGUGUCAGGAUUCGCUGGUAUGGGUUCAAUUACUAGAUUUACCGUGCUUAUGGUCCAUGGUCAGGCUACAACACAGAUGCCGCCUGGAUAUCUGACCACCCCUAAUCGAGGAACAUGCUCACUGACCCGCCCUACAACCAUUCAUAUUUUGAAAGUAAGAGGAAAAUUUACAAAACAGCUUAACUACCCAAUUUUCUUUACGACUAAAAUAGGUAACCCACAUCUUUUUAACAAUUGACUUCAAUUGCUGCCUGACUGUUAUCUUCUAUCCCUGAUGGGGUUGCAGCAGCAGCUGCCAUGUAGGAUGACACGGUUACUAUGGAGACGGCACUGUUACUAUGGAGAUGGCACUGUUACUAUGGAGAUGGCACUGUUACUAUGGAGACGGCACUGUUACUAUGGAGAAAGAGUUUGAGAAAAAAAUAAUUAAAAUGAGUAACUACUGAAAUAAGCCUGAUGCGAUGGUGAUUUCUUGUAGAAAAUGUGUGGGAUUUUCUCUAAUGGAUGAGUAUGUGUGUGUUGGGAAAUAGAAUCACUGCUUGCACAUGUUCCUUGGUGGGUAUCACUAACUAUUUGUGACAGGAAUUAGGAUGUAAUGAGAACAUUAAUAAUGUAAUGUUGAAGACACGGGCUACCUGUUAUUAAAUCAGUUACGAGCAGUAUAGCAAUACAUUGGAUGGGGAUAUGUUCUGGGCAUUUAACUGAUCAGUCUCUGUGUAAGAAUUCUAUGUAAAAUCCAUAAUUAACAUUUAAGCACGAGAUGCUAUUGUCCAUCGUCUCUUUCAUAUUCCUGUGUGUUAUGCCUUCAUUUAUAGGUAUGUAUUCACUGUGUAGUCUCAAGGCUAUGAGAUGGCCCUGGUUGAAUGUUGAUAGUGCAGAGGUUGGCGAGGGAAAUCUGCAGUGGGUUAUCUCCCUUUGCCUGCAAUCAUUGUGAAGCUAAGCUUAUGUUGUGUGCACAAUGUUCAUGUCUUACUUUUACUGCAUCAUGUGAUUCCAUUGUGUUGAUUAUUUUACUUUAAGAAAUAUGUGUUUGAAGGGUUAGAAACUAACAGUUUUUGUCCACUAGUCCAUAUAAUAACAUAUAGCAAAACCCUUAUAAUGGGCCAAUUUUUACUAGUCCUUACGAUACCUUUACUAUUGGGCAGUUAGGUAAGGACUACAGGACUAGUGCCAAUUCCUAAUCCUGUGUUUGGAAUCAACAAGUACACUGACUCACUGGACGAAUACAAGCAAACAUUGAAUCAGGACCAGUAAUUUUUUAAUUUUAGAUUAGUCGAAGAAAAGAAAUGUCUGUCUCUCUUCUCGUUCACCUUUAGGACAGACGUUCACCUUUAGGACAGACGUUCACCUUUAGGACAGACAUUCUCCUUUAGGACAGACGUUCACCUUUAGGACAGACGUGCACCUUUAGGACAGACGUUCACCUUUAGGACAGACGUUCACCUUUAGGACAGACGUGCAGGAUGUUUUGGUAGUGAUGAUGUGGAAACCUUGAAAUUGUUUAAAAUGGUAUAUUGUGUUGGAACAGUGCUUUGUUGAGUAGAGUUUGUCCUGAUGAUUCACUGCAAGGGUUUUGUUGAACCUUGAUGACAUGAGGACAUAUCUACAUGGCAAAUCCAUUCUUCAUGGCUUUGUUCACUGUUUACGUUGUGAUAUGUUUGAUGUGAAUGUGUGAGUUUACAGUUGAUAUUUCUUCUUCAUGUUGCUGUUGUUCAUUGAUAAGGUUUAUGUCCAUUUCUCGUAACAAAACAAUCAUGUAUUAUUUAGGUGAAGCAAAGUACCUCUUUCAGUUCCACAUGUGUUUACAUGAUACGUGAAAACCAUUUUUGAAUGUGGAUGUUUUGGACAUUUUGCCCAUCCUGUUUUAUGCUGAUGCAUCAUUUUCAGAACCAACACCAUGUCCUGCCCUUUUGGCAUGUGCCUGUGUAGGUCUGUAUGGUGUAGGUCUGUAUAGUGUAGGUCCUGCUGAAUGCUUCUAACAUGAGGACACAAUCAAACAAGUUUCCAGUUUUUCAUUGCACAUAAUUCAUGUUGAUAAGGACACGUGGUGUGUAUUACCUGUUGCACCAAGCCUUUGUGUUUGUUCCAUGGGAAAAUAUCAAUAAACCAUAAAUCUUGA